Messenger RNA from Wickerhamiella sorbophila, 1203 nucleotides. RefSeq lists its product as hypothetical. Gene Ontology annotation, biological process: positive regulation of translation. Bases 1 to 1203 code for a protein of 400 amino acids. The record is from RefSeq and is a predicted model, not a curated record. Lineage: Eukaryota; Fungi; Ascomycota; Dipodascomycetes; Dipodascales; Trichomonascaceae. Gene Ontology annotation, cellular component: cytosol; cytoplasmic stress granule. Gene Ontology annotation, molecular function: RNA binding. The transcript has a single exon.
AUGUCCGGUGUUCAGAGUGCUCCCGAAGCUUCAAAGCCCAGUUCUGAAAAUGCUGCAAAAGUUUCGGCAGACGCUUCCUCCGAAGUGAAACAAUCAUCCCCCGCUCCUGCUGGCGCGUCAGAUUCGGCCGCCCCCUCAGACACCGCUGCACACCCUGCUGGCGCUUCGAACUCCGAGUCUGAACCCAAAAAGGCUGCUGCCAAAGCCCCACCGGUGCGCUUGGCCCCCGCUCCGGUGCCUACGAGCUCCCCAUGGAAGGCCACUGUGCGCGAUGCCAAACCCGUACAAAUUCCUGCUGCUGCUGCACUUGAGACCUCGCGCAAGGAGUCUAAGAAGGAGCCUGCUCCUAAGGAUCGUCCUAAGAAGAACACUGGUAAGGAAAAAUGGAUGCCUUACACCCCUGUCGUCAUUACCACACCACCAGGUGGAACUUCUGGGCAGUCCAAGCCCAAGCAAAAGUCCCGUUCCAAGCAGGGUGGCAACCGCAAGCAUGGUAAUCACAGCAACCACCAUCAUAAUAAUAACAACAAUGGAAACGCUGCCCAGGCUAACGGUAACGCUAGCGGUAGCUCUUCGGCCCACGCAUCUGCCUCCUCGAAUACUGACGGAGCCAGCCAGAGCCAGUCUAAUGCCCAGAAUGCUUCCAAACAAAACUCCACCUCCAAUAACUCGGCCAGUAACAACGGCUCUGCUGGACAGCAUCACCACCGCUCUCACAACAACCAGGGCAACUCUCACAACUCGAACUAUCGCCGCGGCAACCAAAAUAAAAAGGAUAAUGAUUCUCAUGCCAAGCAGGUUUACCAACAGGCUCCCGUUGCGGCUUCUCCCUAUGAUAUCGCCCUCGGCAUGCUUGUUCAGCAGAUGGAGUACUACUUCAGUAUUGAGAACCUCUGCAAGGACAUCUAUCUCCGUCGCCAGAUGAACAGUAAAGGCCUGGUUCCUAUUUCUGUGUUGGCAAACUUUAAUCGUGUUCGAUCUCUCUCCAAGGGUGACUUGAACCUCGUCGUCAUGGCUUGCCGAUGGGCUCCUUCUGCCGAGGUCGUAGGCGAGAAGGUCCGUUUGCGUAAAGACUGGUCUCAGUGGGUCCUCCCUCCUAACGAGCGCCUAGACCAGGGUCUCAACGAGGCGGAUGAUGAAGAGGAAGAUGCUCCUAAAUUCCAGGUUGAGUCUGCCGUUCCAUUUAUUCCCAAAAGCCGUUAA